AUGUGUGGCUGUAUUUUUGUCACCAUCAGCAUAAUCUACUGUUUCUGCCUGCACGUCACUCUCCAGCCAACUCCGGCCGUUUUAAGUGACAUGCUUCUAGAAUCUCUUGAGCUCACUUUCAUUUUCCAUUAUUCACAAAUGGACAGGAUUUAUAUGGUUGCUACGGCCGCCCUCAAUGUCGGUGUGUUCGGUGGAAAGGUCGCUUCGGAUACUUACCGAAUGGAUUUGAAUCAAGAGGAGAAAUCAGCGCGACUGGAAUCUCUUUGUCUCUCUACUCCGGGCUCUUUGCUUACAACGGCUGGUAUGAAAUGUCUUUAG
Molecule: messenger RNA, 318 nt
Organism: Protopolystoma xenopodis
Lineage: Eukaryota; Metazoa; Platyhelminthes; Monogenea; Polystomatidea; Polystomatidae
Source: the annotation of a GenBank genome assembly